UCGUGGUGUGAAGACGUGUGGGGGAGAAACGCUCCUUGUAAUUUCACCGAACACAUCGUUAAAAUCGUGAUGUUGAACAGAUGUAUUUAACAUUCAAACACGGAUUUCAGUGUAAUGUGCUUCUUGAAAUGUAACGUGUGAUUUUUAUUGUGACCUAAAGUUAAAGAAAUUUAUAGUGUUGUGUUUCUUGUGGUACCUAUAACACGAUUGGAUACCUAAAGAUCAGGUAUAUCAAAUAAAGCAGACUUCAAAAGGAACCAAACAAGUUAUGUAAGGAAUUAUGGUUUUGGCUGGGUGUUUAAUGACAAUCCGAAACCAUUUAGGGUUGUCAGCGAACUAAAUAUAUGAUUAUUUCGAGAGUCCUGUCUGUGUCUUGAUGACAAACAUUGAACUGAAUACCUUAGUGUUGUGACUGAACAGCAGAAGUGAUAGUGAUGUGCAAGUGCGAAUUUGUGAUUAUCGAUAUCGAUAAAUACCGGUUGUCAGUGCGAUAGUGUUGUGCCGACAUCGACAAUGGAAAGUGCUCGAGUCGCUGUUUGUGUGUUUGGUUGUCUGUUGCUGUAUCGAGUGCAGGCACAGCAAGAAGUGCUGAUAGAAGAGUCAUCGAACAUCGAGUCGUUCCACGCGCCGACAGGGGGCGCUGUGGAGCUGCCGUGUGACGUCACACCAGCGCUGCCUGACGACAGGAUGGGGCUGGUGAUCUGGUACAAGCAGGGUCAUGACACGCCUAUAUACUCGUUGGACACACGGGAAGGCGUGACGUCACACUGGUCUGAUCCCUCCACCCUCGGCCUUAGGGCCAGCUUCCGAAGCGAGACACGACCAGCUGUGCUCAUCCUCACCAAAUUAAGACCGGAAGACAGCGGCCAGUACCGAUGCAGAGUGGACUUCAUCAAGUCCCCGACAAAAAACACCAGGCUUAACCUGACAGUCCUCAUUCCACCAGAGAGGCUGAUAAUCCUCAACCAUGAAGGGAAUGAGAUCACCAACGGAGUCCUAGGACCCUACGACGAAGGUACCGAAGUCAACCUGACCUGCGUGGCGGUUGGUGGUCGACCUACAGCCCGCGUCUCGUGGUGGAAGUCUCACGCUCUCCUGGCCAACUCUGAAGCUCGAGCUACUGUGUCCUUUAGGCUACAUAGAUCUGAUUACGGCACCGAAAUCACAUGUCAGGCUGUAACGGAUCCUUCAAUCACACCGGUCUCAGAGAGCCUCUCCAUUGAAAUCAACCUACAUCCUCUGUGGGUGAAGCUGCAAGGCGGCAAGCGACCUCUGGUGGCCGGACAGAGCACCGAGCUGGUCUGCCAAGCGGUUGGUGCUAGACCCAAGCCCACCAUAUCCUGGUGGAAAGGAGGCACCAGACUCAAGACCGUUAGAGAAACUUUAUCGACGGAUGGCAACGUGACCAACAGCGUGCUGACUUUCGUCCCUGGCAUCGACGACGCGGGCAGAGUCCUGUCGUGUCGCUCUGUGCAACCCACACUGUCCAAUACACCACAAGAGGACGGCUUCAGAAUGGAAAUACAUCAUCUGCCCGUGGUCAAACUACAACUUGGAGCCAACCUGGAUGCCAGCAAAGUGGUGGAGGAUUCCGACGUGUACCUCGACUGCAGGGUGAAAGCAAACCCGUGGCACACACAUGUGUAUUUCUCGCAUAAUGGAGCUGUGGUGAAGCCGGGUCCAGGAGUUCUCCUGGCGAACCAGAGCCUGGUGCUGCAGCACGUGUCGAGGAAAGCCGCAGGCGAAUACGUGUGCACCGCCAGGAAUAGUCUCGGAGAGGCGUCCAGUGAACAACUAGUGUUGGACGUCAAAUAUGCCCCAACAUGUAGAACAUCAACGCCCAUAGUGAUGAGAGCAGCGAGGGGAGAAGUUCUGGAGAUAGAGUGUGACCUGGACGCUAACCCCAAGGAAUCCAUGUCAUACCACUGGUGGUUCAACAGUUCGGCGCACAGCAAACACGAGUUGACCACCUCGCCUGUAACGCAGUCGCAGAAUAUGCCUGGGACUUUCCUGUAUAUGGUGAACAACUCGGCUGAUUACGGCUGGGUCCAGUGUUCGGGCACCAACGCUGUGGGCAGGCAGACCAAGCCGUGUCUAUACCAUAUACUUCCUGCUGACAAGCCAUCAUCCUUAAAAGCCUGCGAGAUCUCCAACGUGACAUACGACUCCUUGACGCUGAACUGCACGCCAGGACACGACGGAGGUAUUAGGCAGGCUUUCCUGCUUCAGGUGUUCGACAUGACAACGGGGCUUCUCCUUCGCAACGUAACGAAUGAAGACCCUGAAUUCGAAGUGUCAGGUCUAAUUGCCAGCAACGCUCUAGCUGUAUCAGUGAGAGCGUUCAACAAGAAGGGGUCCAGUGAACCUCUUACCUUAACUUCUAAUCUCUUGAAAUACCCCCAGAGACACACUGCCCAAGUCCCAGUGAAGGUGGAGCUAACCACAGUCCUGAUCAUAGUUCUGGGCGCGGUCGGGGUCAUAGCGGCCAUGACAGCUGUUUCGGCCAUGGUAUUCUGCUGUAAAUACUGCAACAAAAAAGACAACAAAAAUGAGAAAAACAAAAGACAGCAAGAUGAAACAUCAAACAUACCACUGACUGGCACCAAAGAAUCUGAGAGCGUUGACAGUUUGGAUAAAAACCCAGACAUUAUACCACUAGACGGGAAAAUAAGCGACAGCUGUUCAAAUAAAUCGUCUACGACCGACUACAGCUCAAUCAGACCAUUGAUAUCAAAAACUCCAACAGAAAAAUAUGAUUUUCCACCAAAUUGCGAUAGAUUUUACGAUCACAACAUUGAUCCUUGCAACCAAUACAUCCAAGUGAGAGCAAUGGACUAUAGAGUUCGACCAACGUACCAAGCCAACUUGGCGCCAAUGCCCAACCUUGGGCCAAGUAUACAAAGCUUAGGACCAAUGAGCAGCCUGCAUAUGCCAAAUGUUGGGGCCAAUGAUUGUCAUAGACAACAGUAUGAUAAGGUGUAUGAAGAUUGGCUGAAAUACAAAAAUGCUUUGCCUUUAAAUACUAGUGGAUUGCUACCGGCGGAACAACUAAUGCCACCUGAAUUAUACUCAACACCGCCGGCACCAUCCCUCUACAGCAAUCCAAACAGAAAUCCUCUAAACCUAGCUCAAAUGCCAGAUCUAGAACACAGAUACCACCUGGAACCUAGGUCCUUGGUUAUGGACUCUAGAAGCUGUUCAAACUCGCCGCCAGUGAGAUUCAAUACUGAUAAUAGUGUGUACUUUAACAAAAGUAUGCUUGAGAGGCCAACUAAUACGUUACCCCAUACAAAACCCACAAGGGUGAAUGGAAAUUCAUCAAAUCCAUCUAGUGAAACAAAAAACAGUGCAUCAAAAGCAACAGAGACUAAUUCAGAACAUGUGAAAGCAAGUCAAGAGUGUUAAAGUGUACUGAACAAUGUGUUAGUGCGGAUCAGUCAUUUUGACAUUGACAUUUAAACAAUAUUUGACAUAUACUUAAUAUAGUGAGUGAGAGACAAUUAGAGAGACAUCGUAAUGUCCCGUCCGAUAAAAAACGGAUUAUUUAUUUUUGUUUAGUGAUCAAAAUUCAGAAUUAUUUAUUAGAUGUUAGCUGUAUUUUGUUGAACAGUUUUUGUUUCGCGAACACGUAUUGAACAAUAUGUACGCGUGUGAUAACUAUUUUGAAUAAUUAAUUCGUAUACUCACUGCCAUUCGAUAAAAUAUGUUUUUCCUUAUACAAUAUCAAAAUAAUAUACUAAAUUGUGAAAUACUAGAAACACUAAAAUGUUAUUUAUUGAUAUUUUUAAUAUUCACUGCUAUCGUUCCGAAUAAAAAUGGAAUGCAUACAAGUUUCUGACUUUUGCAUUUUUAUUUUGUUAAAAAGAAUUAAAGCUGAAUUUAUAAUAAAUCCGGGUAAAAAAAAAAACAUUAAAUUUGAGCUCACUGUAUUUUAAUCCAUCUCUCUGAUAAUUUAUGAAUAUUUAUAAGCUGAGUAUAAUCCAAUCAGUUUUAUAUCAUGUUCAUAAAAAUAUAAUAUUGUAUAUACAUGUGAUAAUAUGUAUAUACAAUAUAUAUAGAGAAAGUAAUAAAAAAAAGAAAGGGGAUAUAUAGAGAAAGUAAAAAAUUUUGCUAUAAUCUCAACUAUAUAAAUACGAAAGUAAGUUUGUUUGUUUACUUGUCUUCACGCGUUAUAUACUCAACCAAUCUUCUUAAAAUUUAACAUAAUAUAAUUAAGAGUAUACAUAGUGGUGGACAUAAUGUACUUUUCAUCCCGGAAAAUUAUUGUUUAUUGUAUUGUGUAAAAUAAAUGAAAAAGGCUAAAUAUCAAGAUAUUUUUUAUCAUUAAACAUAAUAAUUCGGAGUAAAACCAAUUACAUAUUUAAAUUCUCAAUUGAUCUAUUUAAUUUGAUUCAAUUUCCAAAUCUUAAAGUAGUCUUUUCUUCUUGUUUUCAAAUAAUAAAAUUAACAGUUUUUUUUUAUAAUUUUUUAGUGUUUCUAGCAGUGACGUUAGUUAAGAGAGUAAAUGUCAAUUUAUCAUUAAGUCGAUGGUUAGUUCUGACGUUGCAUCCAAGUGGAUGUAUAAGACUGAAUUUGUAAUGUAAAAAUUGUGACCCUGUUCAAUCAUAUAGAUAAAAUAUAAAGUUGGGUGUCUGCUAUGCGAUAUUUAAUUGUAAUUUCUUAUUUGAUUGAAAACUUUUUUGUUAUGGGUAAAAAAUGUUAAACUCACCCCGGUCGAAAAUUCGUGAGACGUCAAAAAUGCAUAUUCAAGUUUUCACUUCUCCCGGCUCUCCCGGAGUGCAGCCCUUUUUUUAACGUGACGAAUGAAUAUUUUGUUUGUUCCUUUAAACAAUUUAAAAAUAAUAUUUGCAGAUUUAAGAUUAAUAAUCUUGCGUUGCGCAAACUUUGCGUUAUUGUAUAUAUAUAAUAUAUAAUAAAAAAAUAAUAAAAAAAAAAUCGUGUAAGCAGACAAUGUUUAGUUUUACAUAUAAAUUCGUAUGUUUUCUGUAAAUAUUGUAAAUAUAAUUCGAUAAGUAUGUUAUACAAAGAGUUGCCAUAAUAGUUACAAAAAAAAAUAGCAUAAUGUAUGCAUUAAAAUGUAUAUAUUAUUAUAAUUGUUACUAUGAAAAAUCGAGCUUUUAUGUUAGUAAAAAUGAUGGAAAUUGUUUAAAUAAAUAUAUGUAUGUGCAUUGUCGCCGGCUCUCAAUAUCUUAUGUUAUAAAAUAAAAAUAAAUAUUGUGUAAUUUAAAAUAUUUUUUUUUUUUCAUAAAAUUAUUCAGUUCCAUAAAAUCAUUCAGUUUUGUUGCAUUGAUUUUUUUUUUGUGAUUCAAUUAUAUUUAAUUUUCUAAUUAAUGUAAAUAUAUUCUAGAUUUUGUAUUUUUAUUAUUAUGUACAAAUUUUUGUCUGUAAUAAAACACCAAGAUUAUUUGAGAAACGGGUAAAAACUCUAAGAGAAGAUAAAUGAAUAUGUUAAACAGUAUAUAUAUAUAUAUAUAUAUAUAUAAUAAAUAUAAAUUAUUUGGAUUGUUGAAAAAUUAAUAUUUGGCUUGAAGGUUCGAAAUUUAUGAAUGUAUAAUAAUUAUAAAACUAACAUAAAUUUAUGUGAUAAUGAUUAAAAUACGUUUAACCGUCUAGCUAUGAUAUUGUACCUUUGUACGAUUACUUUGACAAAAUGAUUACAAAAAUAUAUGUCACAAAAUUUUUACUUUGUUUGAAGAUUCCGUAAAUUUAAUUACUAUUUUAUUACAUUUAUUAUAGUAAAAACAUCGAAAAUUUGAAUAGUGUGUGUAAUUUAGAUUCUAUCUCAGUCCAAUAUCAAUGGAUACGAAUAAACAAUAUUUUUAUGUUUGUUUGUUAAAUAAAAUAUGGGAAUGGCAUUUGGGAAAAUACCUAACCAAUUUGUUUAUUUAGGAUUUAUUUUGUGUAUUUGUAACAUAACCUCAAUUUUGUUACGGUGAUUAUUUCCGGUAUUUAUUUUUAAAAUGAAAUAGUGAACAACAUAGCGCAUAAUAAUAAUCCCAAUAAUUUUUGUCGUUUAACAUUUUUGAAAUUCAAGAGUAAAAACGUCUGUCUGCAACCAUGUGGAACGAUGUACAAAAAUAGUAACUUAUAAAGAUAAUAAUUUCUUUGCUUUAUCUUAAUUUUUAUACUUUGACAAAUGUUGCCAUUAUAUCAUCAUCAUAGAACUAAUUGCCUUGACGACUGUACCAUUAUUUUCGUGAAGAACAAAAUUUUUCAUUUUAAUAACAAAGAAAGCGUAAUAUUUUAAGCGAAUAUUAUGUUUCUUGUGUAUAAUGUUCAUUUUCUUUUAAUAAAUGUGAAUUUUUAA
Molecule: messenger RNA, 6307 nt
Organism: Plodia interpunctella (Indianmeal moth)
Lineage: Eukaryota; Metazoa; Arthropoda; Insecta; Lepidoptera; Pyralidae
Product: nephrin-like
Exons: 25
Coding region: 514-3405 (963 amino acids)
Molecular function (GO): protein binding
Source: RefSeq, a predicted model, not a curated record